Messenger RNA from Colletotrichum phormii, 537 nucleotides. RefSeq lists its product as uncharacterized. The transcript has a single exon. Lineage: Eukaryota; Fungi; Ascomycota; Sordariomycetes; Glomerellales; Glomerellaceae. The record is from RefSeq and is a predicted model, not a curated record. Bases 1 to 537 code for a protein of 178 amino acids.
AUGAUGGAGAAUUCAUCUAAUUUCGACUACGACGGAUACGACGGAGUGCAGACUCUGCAGAGUACCGCGCAUUUCGCCAACGAUCCUAAAACUCGCACUAGGUCGACAAGGAGGACGACCUCUACGAGUAGUGUCAAAGCCCAUAAAAAUCACGAGGCCUCGAAAACAUUUAUACGAAUUACCACGUCGAGCACUUCUUCCGCUACACCGACUCAUUCCGACUUCCUUGUAGCAUUUGCUCAGAUGGUUAAUCUUUCGGACCCUAAGCUGUACAAUGUGUCGAAAGACCAAUUACUCACAACUCCUUUCGGCAACAUUUGUCCUUCCGGAAAUUGUGUUGACGACUGCAAAAAUAUGACUCGAGUAUUCCAGGCAAUCCCCGAAGGACUCGACGUAGAUCCGCUACGUUACGGACGAAUGGAGGCACAAGAAUCAAAUGUGGCCUUACUCAGCACCUGCAGUAACCUUGAAUUCGCCGCGAACUUUGCUACUGCGGAAGAGAAUCGCAGCUUCACACCCUAUCUUCUCCAGCAAUAA